AUGCCGCUGUGCGCUUACCCAUUGAUUCUGCAGCAGCAACUACUUCUGACGGAUGCAAUCCAACCCUCGACGUCUUGCCGUCGUGACCAUGUUGAGCUGGCGUGGUGGAGGUCAUACCUGCGGGAUGUCCUAUGCCUGAAGCACCCCGCAAGGACGGCGAAAGCUCGACGACAGGUGCGUGUCAUUGCGCUGUAUCUGUCGUCGCCUCAUGAAUUAUUCAGGUUGUGCACGAGCUCAACUGGUUCCGUCGAAGCAACAAGCUCCGAAGCUUUGGCUCUGCGAGAUACUGCUUUUUUAAGCUGCGGAGAUCGAAUGCAAAGAUCAUCCCUCUUCCGAAGUCAUGUCAUUCCACAGCAAUCUGAAUUUUUCAAAAACAUUUUGGGACACAAAGUGUAA
Molecule: messenger RNA, 396 nt
Organism: Blastomyces dermatitidis ER-3
Lineage: Eukaryota; Fungi; Ascomycota; Eurotiomycetes; Onygenales; Ajellomycetaceae
Exons: 2
Coding region: 1-396 (131 amino acids)
Source: RefSeq, a predicted model, not a curated record